Molecule: messenger RNA, 1161 nt
Organism: Fraxinus pennsylvanica
Lineage: Eukaryota; Viridiplantae; Streptophyta; Magnoliopsida; Lamiales; Oleaceae
Source: the annotation of a GenBank genome assembly
AUGAACUCAGCAUAUUGGUGUUACAGAUGCAACCGAUUUGUUAGGGUGUGGACCGAGGAUUCGAUUGCUUGCCCCGAUUGCAACGGUGGCUUUGUAGAAGAAAUCGAAAAUGCGACCCAAUCUUCGCUGUCCGACUCCCGCAGACGGCGUUUUCCGGCCGCCACUAUGUACAUGAUGCGGGAUCCGGAGUCGGGACCUGGGUCGGUUUCCGGGUCGGGUUUGAGCUCCAGUCCGAGGCUUAGGAGGAACCGGAGAAAUGGGGGUGAUAGGUCACCGUUCAACCCGGUGAUUGUCCUCCGUGGGCCCAAUGAUGGUGGAGGCGGUGCCACGGCCGGAGGUGGAUUUGCACUGUACUAUGAUGACGGAGCAGGGUCGGGUUUACGUCCCUUACCAGAUAGCAUGUCGGAAUUUCUACUUGGGUCAGGUUUUGACAGAUUGCUGGAUCAAUUGUCCCAAAUUGAGGUGAAUGGUAUUGGGAGAAUUGAAAGUAAUCCGCCUGCAUCGAAGGCGGCAAUUGAAUCUAUGCCCACAGUCGAGAUAAUUGAUCAACAUAUAGCCACCGAAUCACAUUGUGCUGUUUGUAAAGAGGCCUUUGACUUCGGGAGUGAGGCUCGGGAAAUGCCCUGCAAGCAUUUAUAUCAUCAAGACUGCAUACUGCCAUGGCUUUCAUUGCGAAAUUCAUGUCCUGUUUGUAGACACGAAUUACCAACGGAUGAUGAUAAUAAUAAUGAUAGUAACUAUCAUCGUGAUACAACCUCGGUGAACAGAGGAGGGAACGAGAUUGUGAAUAAUGAUGAGACUGUUGGACUUACAAUAUGGAGGUUGCCAGGAGGUGGAUUCGCUGUGGGAAGGUUUUCCGGAGGGAGGAGAGGUGGGGAGAGAGAGUUGCCUGUUGUUUACACAGAGAUGGAUGGUGGGUUUAACAAUAAUGGGGUUCCGCGGAGGAUUUCAUGGGGGUCGAAUGGAAGUAUUUCGCAGGAAAGAGGCGGGUUGAGGAGAGUUCUCCGUGGUUUGUUCUCUUGUUUUGGCAGGAAUCAAUCAUCCACUUCUAGUUCUAGUUCGGAUUCUAGAAUAAGUCAGAGGAGUAGUUUCAGUUCCACAUCAAGACGCCGAAGAGGAUGGGAAUUUGAUGUUAAUGAAGGAAAUAACAGAAGAUGGUGA